AUGUCGGCAUCAGAAGAGUUAGAUGCAAAAAUAGCUGAACUGAAUCAAAUGAUGAAUAAUUGUACAAAUUUAAUUGGAGCGAUGUUUGGUAUGGCGCCCGAUGAGACAGAUGAGAUAGAUGAGUCACCAGUAUUGAAAUCAUUCGAUUUGCAUGGUGCUGUUGAAUAUAUGGCAAACUGUUCGAAUAUCAUCAUCAUGUCGGGUGCUGGAAUGUCGACAAGUGCUGGUAUUCCUGAUUUUCGUACGCCUGGUACUGGACUCUAUUCUCGGCUUGAAAAGUACAAUCUUCCAAAUCCACUGGCAAUAUUUACAUUGGACUUUUUUCGUGAAAAUCCGAAACCAUUUUUCUUACUGGCCAAGGAACUUUAUCCAAACAAUUUUAAACCAACACCAGCUCAUCAUUUUAUUCAACUUUUGAAUGAAAAAGGCAAAUUGCUACGAGUAUUCACACAAAACAUUGACUCAUUGGAAAGAGUUGUCGGCAUUCCGCCGGAAAAGAUCGUCGAAGCUCACGGAACAUUUUUCACGAAUCAUUGUUUGGAUUGUCAAAAAGAAUAUUCGUUAGAUCAUGUCAAAGAGAUUAUUUUCAAUGAUGAGAUACCUCACUGUGACGAAUGUUCUGGCAUCAUCAAACCAGAUAUCGUCUUUUUUGGUGAAAAUCUUCCCAAACGAUACGGUGAAUGUGUUUCGACCGACUUUCCUCAAUGUGAUUUUCUAAUUAUUAUGGGAACAUCACUUCAAGUGGCACCAUUCAAUACACUGAUAACCAGAGUCAAUAAAAAAUGUCCUCGCUUACUGAUCAAUAUGGAACCUGCUGGUAAUGCUGCUGUAGCAUGGGAGCCAUUAACAAACGUCUUGAAGUUCGAUUCAGAGAAAAAUUAUCGUGAUGUUUUUCAUAAAAGCAGUUGUGAUGAUGGCGUCGCUGAAAUGACAAAACUGCUUGGCUGGCAGAAUGACUUCGAAAAAUUAUUGGGAAAAAAGACGGUCUCGCAAUCAAGCAAAACAUUACUACCGAAGAAUGCCAUUGCAACUCCAACGAUACGCUCACCAGUAACGACGAAUAACUCAAAAUCUACAAAAGCUCAAACGACAGUAACCGGUGCGGGCUCGGUAUCGAACUAUAAUAGUAAUGCACGAAGAAAUUCAUUACCUCAGAGAGUAACACCUUCAAAUAGAUCGUCUUCACCUAUUAAAAGCGUCAAGAACAAUAAGACAGAAAAAAAAUAA
Molecule: messenger RNA, 1227 nt
Organism: Adineta steineri
Lineage: Eukaryota; Metazoa; Rotifera; Eurotatoria; Adinetida; Adinetidae
Source: the annotation of a GenBank genome assembly